AGCAUGAAAAGCUGGAAGGUUGGAAAUCUUUACAAGACUUUCAGUCGGAAGAAGGAACUGACUCCCGGGCAUGAAACGAAACUCGCACGAUGUCUGUCAACGUUGGAUCUGACAGCCCUUGGAAUCGGUUCGACCCUCGGAGUAGGUGUCUACGUUCUGGCGGGAUCGGUUUCGAAGGGGAUCGCUGGUCCAGCUGUGGUGAUAUCGUUUGCUAUUGCCGCGAUUGCGUCCAUGUUCGCUGGUCUAUGCUACGCGGAAUUCCUGAUCGGUUGGACGCUAAUCCUGGAGUACGUGAUCGGCUCGGCGAGCGUGGUGCGAGGCCUGAGCACAUACGUCGACGCUUUGUUCAACAACACGAUGCGUAACGCGUUCGAGUCAGCUGCGCAUAUCGACAUCAAUCAUCUCUCUUCUUAUCCGGACUUCUUUGCGUUCGGUGUCACUCUAAUCUUCUCCGCCGCGCUGGCCUUCGGGGCGAAGGAAUCCUCCGUGGCGAACAACUUCUUCACCCUGGCGAACCUCUUGGUGGUUCUUUUCGUGAUAAUCGCUGGAUCCUUUAAAGCUGACGUAACGAAUUGGAAAACGAAGCCCACGUGCACGGAGGAAAAUUGCGAUUACGGAACCGGAGGAUUCGCCCCGUAUGGUAUCGCUGGAAUCAUAACGGGUGCCGCGACGUGCUUCUACGGAUUCAUCGGUUUCGAUUGCGUCGCAACUACCGGGGAGGAAGCGAAGGAUCCACAGCGAUCCAUUCCGAUAGCGAUCGUUGCAUCUUUGACCGUCGUUUUCUUGGCGUAUUUCGGCGUCUCGACGGUCCUCACCACUGUUCUUCCGUAUUACGAGCAAAAUCCGGAUGCACCAUUCCCGUACCUGUUCGAAAGAAUCGGUUGGGGUUGGGCGAAAUGGCUGGUCACGAUAGGCGCUAUCUGCGGUCUGUGCGCCAGCUUGCUAGGCGCAAUGUUCCCAUUGCCGCGUGUCAUUUAUGCGAUGGCCUCCGACGGCUUGAUCUUCGAAUGGAUGGGAAGAAUCAGCUCCAGAUUCCAUACGCCACUAAUGGGUACCUUCUCCGCAGGACUUCUUACAGGUGUACUGGCUGCGAUAUUCGAACUGACGCAACUGGUCAACAUGAUGAGUAUCGGAACGUUGCUUGCUUACUCGAUCGUUGCGACUUGCGUGCUGAUAUUACGGUACGAGGAGAGCGAAGCGUACGAGAAAAAGGGAGACCACGAUCCAAGGACUGUAACGUUCAUCGCUAGACAGUUAAUCAAUGUUAACAAAUUAAAGCAUUCGACCAAAUUAACGUCGCAAAUCGUCACGGGCCUCAUCGUUUGCUACCUGAUCCUCUGCGUGUGCAUCGGCGUCAUAGGUUCGUUGUACGUCGGCGAUAUCUUGACCGGAAAACUCACGGUUGUCCUGCCCCUAGUGGCUCUGAUACUUGUUUUGUUACUCGUCCUCACUUGUAUUUACCUUCAGCCGACUUCUGGAAAGAAACUCGCGUUUUCGGUUCCGCUGGUGCCGUUUCUACCUGCGCUCAGUAUUCUAAUUAAUAUUUACCUUAUGAUGAUGCUAGACAAAAUGACAUGGGUGCGAUUUUUGGUGUGGAUGGUAAUAGGGCUCGGAAUCUACUUCUUUUAUGGCGUUUGGCACAGUAAGAUGAGACAGAAAGAAUGCCCGAAAGCAAUGGAUAACGGUAUCAACGAUGCAGAAACGUGGAGGAGAACCGAAAACUUUUCCAGAUCAACGUGA
Dufourea novaeangliae is the source of this 1740-nucleotide messenger RNA. Its product is annotated as cationic amino acid transporter 2-like. Lineage: Eukaryota; Metazoa; Arthropoda; Insecta; Hymenoptera; Halictidae. Gene Ontology annotation, biological process: transmembrane transport; amino acid transport. Gene Ontology annotation, molecular function: amino acid transmembrane transporter activity. Gene Ontology annotation, cellular component: plasma membrane. The record is from RefSeq and is a predicted model, not a curated record.